This is a messenger RNA of Cucumis sativus (cucumber), 2337 nucleotides long. RefSeq names its product protein indeterminate-domain 7. Gene Ontology annotation, cellular component: nucleus. The coding region runs from base 479 to 2134 and encodes 551 amino acids. Gene Ontology annotation, molecular function: DNA-binding transcription factor activity. The record is from RefSeq and is a predicted model, not a curated record. Lineage: Eukaryota; Viridiplantae; Streptophyta; Magnoliopsida; Cucurbitales; Cucurbitaceae. The transcript is spliced from 4 exons.
UUUUUCUUCUUUUUCUCUUUCUAGAAUUUCAAGAACUGGGUUUUGUAUUUUUCUUUCUUUUCUUUCUUUUCUUUCUUUCUUAUAUCAUAUAGUUCAAGAUUUUGAUUUUAAUUUUAAUUUGAAAAAAGAAAGAAAAAAGAGCAGAGUGUUUGAGUUCUCUCUCUCUCUCUCUCUCUCUCUCUCUAUUAAACAGCAGGCUGCUUGUUUCUUUUGAGCUUUCAAAAAAACUAAAAGUUGUCUCUUUGGUUGGAGCCAAAUCCAAGAUUGAAUGCACUAAAGAGCAUAUAUACAUCUUAUAAUUUUUCCUUUUUUUUUUUUGUCUUGAAUUAGAUCUUGGAAAUUUUUUUUGUUAAUUACUCAAAAUACAAGAAUUGUUUCUUCUUGAUUAGAUCUGUUUUUUUUUUUUUUUUGUUAUCUCUCAUGAAGCCAUUAUAGGAAGGGUUUUUUUUUUUUUUUUUAAAUUUCAUAAUAUUUUAAGAUGAUGAUGAAAGGUAAUUUUUUGUCUCAACAACAACAACAACAAAUUGUAGUGAUGGAUGAAAAUUUGUCCAAUUUGACUUCUGCAUCUGGUGAAGCUACUGCUAGUGUUUCUUCUGCUAAUAAAUCUGAAUUUCCCAAUCAGUAUUUUGCUCCUCAAACAACCCAACAACAACAACCUCCUCCUCCUAAGAAGAAGCGCAACCUUCCUGGAAAUCCCGACCCAGAUGCUGAAGUGAUAGCGUUAUCGCCGAAGACAUUGAUGGCGACGAAUAGGUUUGUGUGUGAGAUAUGCAACAAAGGGUUUCAGAGAGAUCAGAAUCUACAACUACAUAGAAGAGGACACAAUUUGCCAUGGAAACUAAAGCAAAGAUCAAACAAAGAGAUAAUAAAGAAGAAAGUAUAUGUUUGUCCAGAAGUGAGUUGUGUUCAUCACGAUCCAUCAAGAGCACUUGGAGAUUUAACAGGAAUUAAGAAGCACUUUUGUAGAAAGCAUGGUGAAAAGAAAUGGAAAUGUGAUAAAUGCUCUAAGAAAUAUGCUGUUCAAUCUGAUUGGAAAGCUCAUUCCAAGAUCUGUGGCACUAAAGAGUAUAGAUGUGACUGUGGCACUCUCUUUUCAAGGAGAGAUAGUUUCAUUACACAUAGAGCUUUCUGUGAUGCAUUAGCAGAUGAAAGUGCAAGAUCAGCAAUGGCAUUAAACCCUCUUCUCUCAUCUUACAACCACAAUAACAAUAAUAGUAAUUCACAAGAUCAUCAAUUUUGUAAUAAUCUCGCUCUUAAACGAGAUUUCGACGACACCAACAACAGCAACAACAACAACCAUUUGAGAGUGGAAAUUCCACCGUGGCUACAGCCAUCAUCAGAUCAUCUGAUGGUGGGGAGUGGCGGCCAAGGGGAGAACAAUGAUGAAACUGUAAACCCUAACCCUAGUAGUAAUAGUAGUAGUAGGGGGUGCGGGGCCAACAGGAGAAGUGUUGGUGUUGGCGUUGGUACUCCUAAUAAUCCUAAUCAUCCUUGUGAGUUAUACCAAUCGUCUUCACAUAUAUCAGCGACUGCACUGCUGCAGAAGGCAGCCCAGAUGGGUGCGACCAUGAGUAGUACCACUACCACGAGUGGCUCUUUCCCAAGGCCCCACAACCUUCUUCACGUGUCUACAGGUAAUUUUGGAGAGAUAGGAUUAUGGUCAGGUGAUGUUGAAAUUGGUAGAGGAGGAGGAGGUGGAGGUGGAGGAGGAGGAGGAGGAGCUGUGAGUUGUAGCAGUAGUAGUUGUACUGAUUACGGGAAUAAAGCUGCUGCUUCUGCUUCUGCUACUGCUUCUGCUUCCGCUUCGGCUUCCACCACUUUUCUUCACGACAUUAUUAACAAUUCCCUAUCUUCUCCUUCUCCUUCUCAUCCUAACUUCCUCCAACAACACAACUCCUCCUUCCCCGACACCGCUUUCGCAGCUAUGCAUCAUCAUCAGCAUCAUCACAACGUACCCAUCAUCCCCACCACUGCCCCGGCUUCAGGCGGUCGAAGCGACGGUUUAACCAGAGAUUUCUUGGGACUUCGCCCUCUUUCCCAUGGAGAUAUUCUAAGCCUUACUGGUUUUGGAAAUUGUAUUGUUCCUAAUUCCUCCAAUCUUCACCCUCAAAUCCAGAAGCCAUGGCAGGGUUAGAAUUAGUAAACAACUACUUUCUUUCUUAAUCUUUUUUUUUCCCCUCAAAAGCAAGGGGAAAAGAUUAAAUAUGUAGUAAUUGAUAUCUCAUUAUAAGAGAUGAAGAUUAUUCUUAUGUUCUUACCUCUUUUCUUACAUGGAAUAUGUACUUUGACAUUUUAUAAGGUUAAAUUAGUUAUCAUGAAUUUUCUUUUAUAUGAGAA